Messenger RNA from Penicillium odoratum, 1350 nucleotides. RefSeq names its product putative homogentisate 1,2-dioxygenase (HmgA) (gene hmgA). The record is from RefSeq and is a predicted model, not a curated record. Bases 1 to 1350 code for a protein of 449 amino acids. NCBI's taxonomy places the organism in Eukaryota, Fungi, Ascomycota, Eurotiomycetes, Eurotiales, Aspergillaceae. Gene Ontology annotation, cellular component: cytoplasm. The transcript is spliced from 4 exons. Gene Ontology annotation, molecular function: homogentisate 1,2-dioxygenase activity. Gene Ontology annotation, biological process: L-phenylalanine catabolic process.
AUGCCCGUCACCAACUUCACUCACCCUGAUCCAUACUCAUACCAAACCGGCUUUAACUCUCAUCACGAGACUGAAGCUAUUAAAGGAGCUCUGCCGAUCGGUCAUAACUCUCCCCAAAAAGCCCCAUAUGGGUUAUACGCUGAGAAACUCUCGGGAACCGCUUUCACAGCUCCACGCCAUGAGAAUAAGCAAACUUGGGUCUAUCGAUGUAUCCCCGCGGCAGCACAUGAGAACUUUGUAGCCGAGGAGCAUGAUACAUACCACACACGCAUGACAACUGAGACUCAUAAGCUGCACCAUAUCCCCAACCAGCUCCGAUGGAACCCAUUUGACUUGGAUGAGAAGGUCGACUGGGUGCAUGGCCUGCACUUGGUUGCAGGAGCCGGUGACCCAACUUUAAAGCAGGGAUUAGGUAUUUUACUCUAUGCUGCAGGCAAGGACAUGGGCAGGGAGGCCUUCUACUCAGCCGAUGGAGAUUUCCUCAUUGUACCACAACAUGGUGUAUUGGACAUUCAGACGGAAUUGGGCCGCAUUAUCCUGCGCCCAAAUGAGAUCUGCGUGAUUCCUCGUGGCAUCCGAUACCGGGUCACUCUCCCCGAUGGCCCUGUUCGAGGCUAUAUUUGCGAGCUGUACCAAGGUCACUAUCAGCUACCCGAACUAGGUCCCAUCGGCUCCAACUGUCUGGCCAAUGACCGUGACUUCCAAGCCCCAGUCGCAGCAUUCGACGACGAGGAUGAACCAACCGAAUACAAGCUCUACAGCAAGUUCGCCAACUCCCUGUACUCAGCUCGCCAGGACCACACACCAUUCGACAUCGUCGCCUGGCACGGGAACUACUUUCCCUACAAGUACGACUUGGGUCGCUUUAACACUAUUGGCUCGAUCUCGUUCGACCACCCCGACCCCUCGAUUUUCACUGUCCUUACUGGUCCGUCGGACCAUGUUGGCACAGCCAUUGCGGACUUUGUCAUCUUCCCGCCUCGCUGGUUGGUCCAGGAAAAUACCUUCCGUCCACCAUGGUAUCACCGUAACACCAUGUCUGAGUUUAUGGGCUUGAUUGCUGGUAACUAUGAUGCCAAGACUGGUGGUGGUUUCCAACCUGCUGGAGCUAGUUUGCACAAUGUGAUGAGUGCGCACGGUCCGGACGCCUCUGCCUUUGAAGGUGCUAGCAAUGCGGAGCUUAAGCCGACUAAGGUUGGAGACGGCAGUAUGGCAUUCAUGUUUGAGAGUGCUCUGAUGGUCGGUGUCUCUGAAUGGGGUCUGAAGACCUGCCAGAAGGUCCAGGAGGAGUACAAUGAUCACAGCUGGACACCAUUGAAGCGCCACUUUAAGAAUCCCAACAAGGCUUGA